CGACAUCUACGGGCGUAAUUUAUAACCGAAAUGAUUCAAAAACUGAUCGUUCUAUUAGCGGCCGUCGCGAUGGCGAGCGCCGGCAUCAAUUUGGCCUCGAUCGGACUCAAUUCCGGCGCGCUCGGCGGCUACUUGGGCUCAACUGGAAGCGCCCUAACUCAGCACGCCUCGAUUGCCGUGCCUCUGACCUACGCGGUACCGGUCGCGACGAGUUCCCAGUCGCGCGUGGACGUCAUCAAUCCGCGCCCUCUGGUGUCUCAAGUGGUAACUUCGGUGCCGGUUAACGUGCCGGUUAACGUGCCGUUAAAUGUGGCGGUGCCCGGUUAUGCUUCGGUUGGAUACGUUUCGGGAAGACAGGGACACGGUUUGAGAGGAUAUUGAGAUUUGUAUAUUUU
This is a messenger RNA of Phyllotreta striolata, 395 nucleotides long. NCBI's taxonomy places the organism in Eukaryota, Metazoa, Arthropoda, Insecta, Coleoptera, Chrysomelidae. The record is from the annotation of a GenBank genome assembly.